Alternaria arborescens is the source of this 7254-nucleotide messenger RNA. Its product is annotated as Myosin type-2 heavy chain 1. Gene Ontology annotation, molecular function: cytoskeletal motor activity; actin filament binding; ATP binding. Bases 1 to 7254 code for a protein of 2417 amino acids. Lineage: Eukaryota; Fungi; Ascomycota; Dothideomycetes; Pleosporales; Pleosporaceae. The record is from RefSeq and is a predicted model, not a curated record. The transcript is spliced from 3 exons. Gene Ontology annotation, cellular component: myosin complex.
AUGAGUGCGCCCGGGCCCGCGCCAAAUGGCCGCCCCUUCGCCCGCAACUCGCGCAACACUCCCUUUGCCAGGAACACAUCGCAGAUGGUUUCAUCGCCGCUGAAUGAGAACGGAGACUCUGGCAUGCCAGGCCACCUGCGCAACCGCUCCCUCACAAACCUCACCAGCCCGACCGGGCUGGGCCGCAGCGAAUCGCGCCUCCGCUCCAACUCGCACCGCAACAGCACCCCCGUCGGCACCUUUGCCCCGCAGUUCAUCUCGGAAGAGGAGAACGAGGCCCCGCGUCUGGGCGGCAUUGUAGAGGGCGAGAACGACUUCUCUGGCAAGCGCUAUGUCUGGCUCAGAGACCCCACCACCGCCUUCGUCCGCGGAUGGGUCGUCGAGGCCCUGCCAGGAGGACGAAUUCUAGUCCAAUGCGACAAUGGCACCCAGCAAGACGUCGAAGCCGAUGCCAUCGACAAGGUCAAUCCCGCCAAAUUCGACAAGGCCGACGACAUGGCUGAACUUACGCAUUUGAACGAGCCCUCAGUCAUCCAUAAUCUCCAUAUGCGAUACCAGGCCGAUCUCAUAUACACCUACUCCGGACUGUUUCUGGUCACCGUGAACCCUUACUGUCCACUGCCCAUCUACUCAAGAGAGUACAUCAACAUGUACCGGGGGCGGAGCAGAGAGGAGACCAAACCGCAUAUCUUCGCCAUGGCUGACCAUGCUUUUCGGAACCUCAUAGAGGAGGGCACCAACCAGAGCAUCCUCGUGACCGGAGAAUCCGGUGCUGGUAAGACUGAGAAUACCAAGAAGGUCAUCCAAUAUCUAGCUGCCGUCGCGAACUCGGAUACUCCACGUCCAAAGUCGGGCGGACGCAACCUCUCCAACCUCUCCGAGCAGAUCCUACGCGCGAACCCUAUCCUCGAAGCCUUUGGUAAUGCGCAGACGGUACGGAAUAACAACUCGUCUCGUUUUGGAAAGUUCAUCAGGAUCCAAUUCUCCCGCCAAGGUCACAUCGCUGGUGCGCACAUAGACUGGUAUCUAUUGGAGAAGUCAAGAGUCGUGCGUCUCAACUCGAACGAGCGUAAUUAUCAUGUUUUCUAUCAGCUGCUGCGCGGCGCACAGAGCCAGAUGAAGCAGGACUUUUUCUUGGACGGCAAAGACACCGAUGACUUUGACUACACCAGGCAUGGCAACGAUGUAAUUUCCGGAGUCGACGACCGUGAUGAGUGGAAUGGCUUGAUUGAGGCCUUCCAUGUCAUGGGUUUUACCGAGAAGGAGCAAUCGGGUAUCAUAAAAACUAUCGCCGCGGUUCUACACUUGGGCAACAUCCGAGCCGUCAAGGAGAGCCGACGGGCAGACCAGGCUACACUGAAUCUUGCGGCCGAGCAACAAGCUCAGAUAGUCGCCCAACUACUCGGCAUCCCCGCCGAAGGCUUCAUCAAGGCCCUUCUACAUCCUCGUGUCAAGGCUGGAAGAGAAUGGGUUGAAAAGGUUCAGACACCAGAGCAAGUCAAUCUCUCCAUUGACGCCCUUGCCAAGGGUAUUUAUGAGCGGGGUUUUGGCGACCUCGUCGACCGCAUCAAUCGUCAGCUUGACCAGACUGGUGCUGGCGCAGACGACUCACAUUUUAUCGGUGUUCUUGAUAUUGCCGGAUUCGAAAUUUUUGAUGAGAAUAGCUUCGAACAACUCUGCAUCAACUACACUAACGAGAAGCUGCAACAAUUCUUCAAUCACCACAUGUUCGUCCUGGAACAAGAGGAAUACGCACGCGAACAGAUAGAAUGGAAAUUCAUCGAUUUUGGCCGCGAUCUCCAGCCGACAAUCGACCUGAUUGAGUUGCCAAACCCCAUUGGUAUCUUCUCCUGCCUGGACGAGGACAGUGUUAUGCCCAAAGCGACCGACAAGAGCUUUACAGAGAAGCUGCAUUCACUAUGGGACCGCAAGAGCACCAAGUACAAGCGCUCAAUGCUGACCCAAGGUUUCGUUCUUACACAUUACGCUGCCGAAGUAGAGUACUCUACAGAAAACUGGCUAGAAAAGAAUAAGGACCCAUUGAAUGACAACGUCACGCGUCUCUUGGCUAGUUCUACUGACAAGCAAAUCGCCAACCUCUUUGUGGAUUGUGCUGAUCCGGACGAUGGCAUGGGCGGAACCCGCAGCCGCGUCAAGAAGGGCCUCUUCCGUACUGUCGCUCAGCGCCACAAAGAGCAUCUGUCAACGUUGAUGACCCAGCUCCAUUCCACGCACCCCCAUUUCGUCCGAUGCAUUCUCCCAAAUCACAAGAAACGGCCGAAGCAGUUUAGCGCUCCUCUUGUUCUUGACCAACUACGAUGCAACGGUGUCCUGGAAGGUAUUCGUAUCGCACGUACCGGCUUCCCCAACCGACUUCCUUUCGUGGAGUUCCGCCAAAGAUACGAGGUGCUUUGUAGAGAUCUCCCCAAAGGCUAUAUCGAAGGGCAAGUGGCGGCGAGCAUGAUCCUCGAAAAGAUCAACCUUGACAGGUCGCUGUACCGUGUCGGAAUCACCAAGGUCUUCUUCCGGGCUGGUGUUCUUGCCGAGCUGGAAGAUCAACGCGAUGCACUCAUCCGGGAUAUCAUGAUCCGUUUCCAGUCCGUAGCUCGCGGAUUUGUUCAACGCCGCCUGGCCAACAAGCGUCUUUAUCGAGCCGAAGCCACUCGCAUCAUCCAGCGUAACUUUCAGGUCUACCUUGAUCUACAAUCGAACCCAUGGUGGAGGCUUUACGCUCGAAUGAGGCCCAUGCUUGGAGCCACACGUCAAGCAGCAGAGGUCAAGAAGCGCGAUGAGAUGAUCCACCAACUCGAGGCGAAAAUGCAACAAGAAGCUGAAGAGAGACAACGGGUCGAAGACGAGCGAAGACGCGCAGAAAUGGAUAUCCAACGCAUUCAGCAGACGCUCGAGAGCGAACGUGCGCUUGCGUUGGAUAAGGAAGAGAUCUUCAAGCGUCUCCAACUUCGUGAAACUGAACUCUCUGAGAAGCUUGCUGGUGCUAUCGAAGAUCAAGACGAACUCGAAGAUCAGUUAGACGCUCUCAUGGAAGCAAAGAAGAGGACUGAGGAGGAGGCUGAGCAUUUGCGCAAAGAGCUCGAACAAGCUGGGCAGAUCAUCAGCAAACUUGAGACAGAAACACAGGAGCUAGAGGAGCAGAACGCCCGGCUAGACCAGCAACUCAAGGAGCUUGAAGUUCAGCAUUCUCAGCGAAGUCAGGCCGAGGAAUCAUUGAGUCAGGAGAUCAAGAUGCUCACGAGCCACCUGAGCUUGAAAGAACGGAAACUUGAGGACCUUCAAGCCAAGCUCCUCAAGACAGAUCAAGACCUUGACAUUAAGUUGGCGGCUUCCCAGAAGGAGGUACAGGCCGGCAAGAACCAGAUCAAAGAACUUCUCGACGAGAACCGGCAGAUCCGUCAACAGAUAACAGAUUUGUCCUCGACGUCUACCAGUUACGAAGAUCUCAUCAGACGGAAAGAGAGCGAGCUGGCGAUCCUAAAGACCGACCUCAAGAACUAUGAAAAUGACCGCCGGUUGUUUGACGAUGAGAAGCGAACCCUGGCGUCCAAGCAUGACGAUCUUCAAAGCCGCCUUCGAGAUGCGAAGGCUGAGCUGGAUGCCGUGCGCUCCCAAAAGCAACAAUUGGAACGCGAGGCUGCAGACGCAAAACGCCUACUCGAGGAAAAGAUUUCCGAGGACAACGAAUACACAGAAAGCCGGAAACUGCUGGAAGAGCAAACGAACGCUCUCAAGGCCGAGCUUUUUGCAGUACAAAAGGAGCUCAGUCGGGAAAGGCAAUCGCGUGACGAUGUCGAGAUGCUCGGGGAGCACAAAUACGACACGCUCAAGCGUGACUACGAUGCGUUGAACGAAUCGAAGAUCACCAUUGAGAAAGAGAUGUACGCCCAGCAGGACGUUCUUCGACGAGCUACGGAGAGUCGCACAGCCCAUGAGAAGGAGCGCAAGGAAUAUCAGACUGAACUUCGCACCCUUCGUGAAAAGUACCUGAAGUUGGAGGAAGAGAAGCUGGACGCUGAUGCUCAAGCAGAACGUGCGCAGUCAAAACUGGCUACAGAGCGACAAGCCGUACAACAACUUGAGCUGGAGGCAAAGGAUCAACAGCUUGAUCAACUUGAGGCGGAGCGUGAUGACCUAGCUGAGCAAGUUCACAACUUGACGCAGAUGCUCGCCGACUCAGACUCGUUCAAGGAGCGCAAUGAUCAGCAAAAAGAGCGCCUAGAACGUGAGAUUGUCACCAUCAAAGGAAGACUCACGGCAUCCGAGAACGACAACCGGGCACUUCUCAACAAGCUGCAACAAAAGAAUUUGGACAUCGCGCGAACAAACUCCCGAGCUAGUGACACACAUCGUGUAAAACUCACUCAGUUGACUCACGAGAAGUCUAAAGCCGAGGAAGAGAAUAAGCGCCUCUUCCGUCAGCUCGAAGACUCGCAGCUCACGAUUGCGUCUUUGGAAAAGCAGAAAGAGAAGUUGUCGCUCAGUCUUGAAGACCUCAACCACGAACUUGCAAGGGAGCACAAGACAAGCCGCAAUGCGGAGCAGGCCUCGUCCACCAUCAAUCUACAACUGGCAGACGUCAACCGUCAGCUUGAGACCGAGCGCCAGUUGCGUACACAGGCUCAAGCCAGUGCACGUGCUGUUCAAGCAACGCUUGACAACACAAACACUGAGUUGGAGGAAUGCCAUCGACAGCUUAUGCUCCUUCGCAAGGUCUUUGACCCAGACUCGGCAGAUGUUGCGAUCACUUACGAAGCCGCUAAGCCUGACAUUGUGAAGACCGUGGACAUUGCUGAGCGUCUCGAGGCUGCUAACCAAGCCUUGCGCGUAGCAUCAGAGCGAUACUCGCGUGCUGAGGCUCAACUCGACGAGCUCCGAGAAAGGCACGAGGGCGAGCUUCAUGACCUGGAUACACGCCACACCAACUCAAAGCGUGCACUGUUGGAGGAGAUGAACGGCAACCAAGUCAAUCAACGCGGAACACCUACACACAACCGGAAAGACAGCGAGAACAAGCGUCCAUUCUCGAUCACAAAUACUCCCCAAAACCAGCGCCACAUCAGCAAUGCCACGAACGAUUCCGCACGUUCUGAUAGGACAGUUGAUACUGUCGCUUUCAACAACCGUAUGGACAUCGCUGCCGAGCUCGAGUUGGUACAAAACCAGUUGCAGAUGUCAGAAAUGCAAAACAAACACCUUCAAGACCAGCUUGGACGCUCGCCCGUGCGCAACAACGAUUGGCAGGAAGAUAGCCCGUCUGUCAGAAGGGUGCAGAAGUUGGAGCGUGAGAACUACCGUCUACACGAUAUGCUGGAUGAUUCUGCCACCAAGGUUACCUCUCUUGAGCGUAGCCUUCAUUCUGGUCAACUCUCGUACCAAGAGGUUCAGACGAAGUCCCAUGAGCAACUUUUCGAUCUCUUGACCGCGCAAGAGCAGUCACGUAAAUCGGUCGUACAAGCCCACAACACCGCUAUCAACGAACUCGCCGACGCCAAGACCGCCUUUGACGACAUCAAGCAGGCCAAGCUCUCAUUGGAGUCUGAACUUCGCGAGAUGCAUGCCGAGCUCGAAGACAUCACUCAGGAACGAGAGCUAGAGCACGCAAAUCACAAUCAGCUUCUCCAAGAAUUUGCCGAUCUCCAGAUCCGAUUGGACAACGAGACAUCGGCCUUAGUUGAUGUACAGUCAAGCUUAAACUUGUACAAGAGCAGGGCCGACGACUACUUCAGCAAGUUGGAACAAGCAGAGAUCUCCGUACUGAGAGCAUCCCGUGCAGAGCAAUUUGCAAAGUCGCAAGCUCGGGAAGCUGAAGAAACGUGUGCAACGAUCAUGGCUGAGCGAAAGGAGAUGGACGGCAUGGUCGAGGACCUGCAGCGAACAGUCCAGCGGUACGACGAACGUGUUGAAGACCUCUCGACAGACUUGGAGACAGCCCUGCAAGCCAAGAAACGACUACAGAAUGAGCUUGAAGAUUACAGAAGUCAGCACGCCCAUGAUGUUGAGGACAGCGAAACUUCGCUGGAGCAGACACGAAAGAAGUACCAGUCCGAGUUGGCAUCUCUUACCCAGGAAAUCGACCAAGAGCGCGAGAAUGUCAUUCACGUACGCGAAGAGAAUGGUCGACUACGGGAAGAGAUUGAAGAGUUGAGGAACAAGUGGGAUGACGAACUGCUCAACUCGUCAACCUGGGCGAAGGAGAAGAGCCGUCUUGAGAUGACGCUGCAAACUAUCUCCAACUCGCGCGACGAGGCCGCCAAUGCGCACAAUGAAGCGCAGUCCAAGAUCGUUAGUCUGCUGUCACAAGUCCGUAACCUGCGGACCAACGUCGACGACCUUGCAGCUGAGCGCGAUUCUGCCAUCGAGGAGAAGAAGCGUCUCGAAUCGCGUCUUCAAGAGGCUGCAGACGCCCUCGACGAACUAUCUCGCUCAGAAUCUCCCGCCAUGCGUAAUGCGGCUGCUUAUGAUCGUGACUUACUGGAGCUCAAGUCCGGCUUGGCACAGCAGGAGGACAUCACUGCCGCUGCAGUAGGCAAGAUGCGUCGCGCAGAGGCCCUUGCUCAAGAAUUGCAAAAGGAUAUCGUAGCUGAACGUGAAGCGAACGUGAAACUUCACAAGGAUAAGGCAGCUGUUGAGAAGGGACUGAAGGAUCUACAGCUUCGCCUAGUAGAUCUUGAGACAAAGGGCUACAGCGGAUCAGCUGGCAAGGACGUCCGGUUCCUCCAUGGACGUAUUCAAGAACUCGAACAAGCUCUCGAAAACAGCGAAUCCACUCGUCUCUCCGAAUCUCGUAGCGUCCGAAACGUCGACCGCACGGUAAAGGACCUACAAACACAAAUUGAGCGCCGUGACAAGCAAAACGCCCAGGUCAUGGACGAUCUCAACAAGUCACGCGACAAGAUUUCCAACCUCCUCGCCACGAUCGACGAUCUUCAAUCCUCCGACUCGACGAACCAACUCGCCGCUAAGCGUGCCGAACGCGAACUCCGCGAAGAACGAGAAAAGAACCUGCGCCUUGAGCGUGAACUGGAGGGAUGGAAGAACCUCGGUGCCCAGCGCCACAGCGCCCUUGGCGUUCCUCGUGCACCAGGCAGUGAAGCAGGCGGUGAAACGCGUUCGCGACGAGGCAGUUCAAUCGGCUUGCUGAUGGGCGAGAUGGGCGAAGUCGGUCCAAAUGACAAGGGCAAGUUCGGCAGUCUACGCUCUGGUCUCCGUCGUGUCAGUGGUCAGAAGGGUUUUUUGUAG